This is a messenger RNA of Nasonia vitripennis (jewel wasp), 2701 nucleotides long. RefSeq names its product fushi-tarazu-like. Lineage: Eukaryota; Metazoa; Arthropoda; Insecta; Hymenoptera; Pteromalidae. Gene Ontology annotation, cellular component: nucleus. Gene Ontology annotation, molecular function: RNA polymerase II cis-regulatory region sequence-specific DNA binding; DNA-binding transcription factor activity, RNA polymerase II-specific. The record is from RefSeq and is a predicted model, not a curated record. The coding region runs from base 312 to 1658 and encodes 448 amino acids. The transcript is spliced from 2 exons. Gene Ontology annotation, biological process: anterior/posterior pattern specification; negative regulation of transcription by RNA polymerase II.
CCCUCGAUACUGCCGGCAGCAGCCUACUCUCUUUCUCGGACCCAGGGGCUAUAUCGUCACGGGGACACAAAUCAUUUCGCUUCAUUGUGCGCUGCUGGAUGCACGAGCCCCGAGCCGCUGCUGCUCUCGAGCUGCUCCCGCAGAACCGAGCCGACGUCCAACCUGGUCAACACGCGUGCGAGAGAUAGAGCCGUCAACGAGCAAGCCGACGCCUUCGAUUCCUGUGCGCGAACAGUGCUUCCUAGUUCCAUGUGUCCGUAGUGUGUGAAAAUUGUGCGCAGUGUGCCUCAGGAACUCGAAACUCCACCAAAAUGACGAGCUCGGUCUACUACCCGAGCAGCGACGCCGGCUACUGGCCCUGCAACUACUCGAUGCAGGACGUGUCGAGCUACCAGCAACAGCAGCAGCCCAACUACCUCCAGGAGCCGUAUCAGCAGUCCUACAACCCCUACGUCCAGCAGCAGCAGCAGAUUCUUCCUCAGCAUUACUCCCAACAGCAGCGAUCUCCAACCGAGAUAGUGACUCGUCAGCCGAGUCCACCGUACGUUGCGCAGCCGAAACCCGAGCCAGAGACAAGCCCACCAAACUCGAGUCUCCUGGAGUCGCUCCUCCGUCACGGAAAGGAAGCCGUGCCGGGGAACUACGUGAACAGUGCCGUGAAGACGAAAACGUCGCCAGUUACAAUGUCAGACCCCACGCUCUCGACGUACAUCCCGUGCCAGACGCCCCCGUACACGCCAGGAUCGUCCUCGUCGGACAGAACGUCGCCGAUGACGUCGAUUCUCGGGGACUCGCAGGAUCGCUUCCCCUGUGCAGCCCAGCAGUCCUCCUCCGUGGCGGCGGCAGGUUUGAAUUACCCGCAGCAGAGCUAUCCCGGCUACGCGCAUGCGCAGAGCGCUUCUGGCUACGGAGCGUUGCACGCUACUUCGCCGGUCUCGCCCAAUGCUUCUACGUUCGAGGGACACGGCUCGACUUAUGCGAACCCCUAUGGGAAUAAUAACAACAACGUUGUCAAGAAGAACGCUCGCGAUGGCAGCGAGUACGAAGACGAACCGAUGCCGACGGAUUUUCCCUGGAUGAAAUCGAACUAUGGAUCUUGUGCAUUAGACGUGAAACGCUCAGGUCAGAAGCGCACGCGGCAGACGUACACUCGCUACCAGACCCUGGAGCUGGAAAAGGAGUUCCACUUCUGUCGCUAUCUGUCUCGCAAGCGGCGCGUCGAAAUCGCGCACUCACUCGGCCUGACCGAGCGCCAGAUCAAGAUCUGGUUUCAGAACAGGCGCAUGAAGGCCAAGAAGGACAGCAAACUCGGUUUGAGCUCUCCUGAUAACCUCGGCGAAGACGCGUUGAACCCUGGCCUCGUCUCCACCCCCAACGAUCAGACUCCGUCGGUAAUGAACACCACCACCACCACCACCACCAGCGCGAUGCCCCAGAGUAACAGUCUUCCUGAGCAGCAGCAGCAGCAGCAGCAGCUCUAUCAGGACUGUCAACUCCAGCGGAUGCACCACGGCUACAUGAACUAUCAGCAGCAUCAGCUUCACCAACAGCAUCAACUCCCUCACCAGCUCCAGCAUCACGGCUACAUCGACGCCGAUUACCAGAGGGUUUACAAGCAUCAGCAAGCGGCGAAGCUUGAGCUUCAUACCGGCUCGUGAAACGGGAAUUCCGAGCAGCUGACCCCGGUCUCGCUGCGAGUGGCCGGGGCACAGCACCGCCAUCGAUGAUUUAUGGCCGGGGCCCAAGCAGCCCACGCCAGGUAGAAGCGCGCGCGCGCGUGCGUACGGCCUUUUUCUCUCUCCCACUCUCUCUCUCUCUCGCUUCGUAUAUUUAUCGUUAUGGAACUUGCGUGCGUAGGCGCCUUUCUUCGCAAGUCCUCGAAUUAUUUCUGCGUUAUACUCGGCGCUUCGUAGAUUUUUGCGUACGUCAUUCCGAAAAUAUUUUGACGCGAGUCGUUGCGCCGGUGUUAUGGAUUAUCGAAAGGAGCGCGGUGACGUUGGGAUUUUCUCUUCGAGUUUACCACGAAAGAGUGUAGAGGCUCGUGUGAAUGGGAAAGGCUAAUGGCUGUUGGGGGAGUGAGAGUUUUCACGCGUUUUUGGAGAAUCAUUGAGAAACGUUUCUGGGAAUGUAAUUCAUUAAUAUGAAAUUUUAAAGCCAUCGCGUUGAUGCUUGCUCGCGAAAAUAUUGAUAAAAAAUUAAAAAUUUGUUUGAUAAAAUAUUUGCUCUUACGUAAUCGAAAAAAAUCAACAAACGCUCGAAAAAUAAGAAAAAGUCCUUUAUUCAUUUAUCGAUAUCACAAAGAUCUCAGCGGGCAAGCGAUCUCAUAAAAGUUGCCUCUUGUUCCGAAAAAGAAGGGAAGCGCGCUGCAUUCGGGGCGGUUGGAAGUUUGAGGGGUUGCCGCGAAGGGGAACCUCGGGGUGGGGGUCUCCAGCGCGCAGCUGCACGCUAUGCCUACCUAGCUCUCUAGCAACACGUCAGGGAAAGAAGAUGGCCGUGGGUCGCGAGCGCGCGUCGCGUGGUUUUCGUCGUUAGUUAGGGUUUUUCGAGCGAAAUUCGAAUUUUGCAUUAGAAUUAAACGUGCGUGAAUCGCUGGCGGUGGUGUAAUCGACGAGUGUCUUAGUUCAUAGUAUUGCACUCGGCCAAAAAUUUUUUAUUCGUGUACAGGAAAAUAAUUCAAGUGAGUUGAGCAACGAUUGCGAAU